Molecule: messenger RNA, 1980 nt
Organism: Rodentolepis nana
Lineage: Eukaryota; Metazoa; Platyhelminthes; Cestoda; Cyclophyllidea; Hymenolepididae
Source: the annotation of a GenBank genome assembly
AUGUCUGGGGUUUCUAGUUCUCCUCCAAGAUUUGCAAACAUUUAUGAAGGAACCAGCACGGGCAAAAUCACGGAUAUUUCGCAGAAUCUUGUUGGGUGUCGCAUAGUUAAAGACGAACAGUUUGGAACGAUUAAAUAUGUUGGUCCAUUAGCUGACUCUAAGCUCAUUUGGCUUGGGGUAGACUGGGAUAAUUCUAAAAACGGCCGCCAUGAUGGGUCUUUCAAGGGUACUAAGUAUUUUAAUACUCAUAGUCCAACUUCUGGUUCAUUCUUAAAGCCAGAAAAAGCCUCUCUUGGUUCGAGUUUAGAGGAAGCCUUAACGACACAUUACGUCCUCUGUGUUGAAUGCCAGAUGAUCACAAAAAAUCCAGCUCUUUUUCAAGCUGGUGGUGAUCCCUUAACUGGCAUUAAGUUAGAAAGUGCUACUGCAGGAUACCUGAAGGCAACUAUGGAUUUAUCUGUGACAGAAUCUCAGUAUUUCGAUGAUCAUAAAGCAUCAACAGACACUCCAUUUACAGUUGAAAUAUUUACCAACUCUUCUGGAGAUUCUUACGAUCAUGGAACCUGUGGAGCAAAGGGAGUUGCAGAAAAGCUUUCUCGAUUACGAUCUGUCUGCCUUCAAGAUAUGCCGGUCUUUCGUGGUUUGAAAGAAAAUGAGGUAUUGGAAAAAGAUGUCCUUUCACUAUGGCCUGAAUCUACUCAGAGUUUGACUCAAUACUUGCCCUUUCUUCGUGAACUGGAUAUAUCACGGUGUCUCUUCUCUAAAUGGGUUGAUAUUGCUCAUAUUUGCAGACAGCUUCCACUGUUGAAAAAAUUGAAUGUUGGGUCAAAUUACCUAAGACUUCCAAGAUCUACGGAGGAUGAGCUCUCCGAUAUCUUUGAACCGAAACGUCGUUUGAUUCUAGACAUUGACAGUGAUGUUGAAAAAGCCGAAGCCUUAUGUUCUUCGGCAUUCAAAUCUCUUACUCGUUUAGUUACAGUGCAGAUGCCCUCAGAGAAAGAUGGUUUUAAAUUUGGUUGGGAUGAAAUUACACGAAUUUUAAGUUGGAUGCCAUCACUGCAAGAGCUAUGUAUAGCUUACAAUGAGCUUGGUGAUCUCCCAGAUCCUUUGUCUGAUCUUGGUAGUCGACUUACUCCGCUUUUGUUUAAACUUACUGAAGUUGACUUGACGGCAACUGGAUUAACAAAUUUUUCUUGUGUGUUGGCCGCAUUUGGUGACUCGAAAAACUUAAAAAACCUAAUUUUGAGUGGAAACAAAUUCUCUAAGUUGAAUCUUCCUGUGGAAAAAAUUGUCUUUCCUAAUUUGGAGGCGUUAACUCUAAGGGAUAAUCUCAUUAAUGAUUGGGAAACAGUAAACGAACUCGAUCGACUUCCCUCCCUUACUAACUUAAUCCUCUCCCAAAACCCCAUUAUAGAAUCACUUUUACCCCACUCUUCUUACAGGGAAAUUGCACGACAAGAAAUGAUUGCUCGUCUUCCCAAAUUGAAGUGCCUCAAUAGACAGGACAUUGAACGCAAUGAGAGAAGAGGAGCUGAAUUGGACUUUCUAAAGUGCUACGGUAAGGCGUGGAUAGAAUCUGGAAAGCUGGGGGAAGAGACAAGGCUUGAGUUUGAAAGGAAGUAUCCCACAUUCAAAGCCCUUUGCGAUAAGCAUGGGGCUCCGGAUCAGGAUGAAACGAAGACAAUCAUUCGUUCACUAAAAGAAGGGUUAAUUGAGCUAAUCAUAUCUUGCGAGCCGCCAAAUGGAAGGAAUCUCGAAGUGGUUAGACGUCUUCCAUCUCGGAUGACUGUGAAGCAUCUUAGAUCACUCGUUCGUCGUCUCUUUCAUCUACCAUCUACAGCAAGUAUUGAUCUCGUGACGAUUGGUUCUCGACCUGGGUUUGAGAAUGCAGAAGUACCACUUGAUAUGGAUACUAGGGAAAUUGGCUUCUUUGGCGUUGUUAGUGGUGAUAAAAUUGUUGCUCGAUGGUCGUCUGAGUAG